Molecule: messenger RNA, 924 nt
Organism: Cucurbitaria berberidis CBS 394.84
Lineage: Eukaryota; Fungi; Ascomycota; Dothideomycetes; Pleosporales; Cucurbitariaceae
Exons: 4
Coding region: 1-924 (307 amino acids)
Source: RefSeq, a predicted model, not a curated record
AUGGCUCGAUUGUCUUUCAUUCUCCUCGCUCUUGCUAGGCUUUUUGGCCAGUCAAAGGCACAAUGUCCGAAUCUUGUCGCUCAGUUUAACCCCAACGCCCGGACGAUGUCGUCGAACAAUACUUGGUUCAUUCUUCCUGUGCCCAAGACAGCUGUACAAAAGGCAAUCGACGAAGCUUACCUAGGCAACGCCAUCACCAAGCAACUCAAGCUGCUUGAUCCACCAGACGAACUCGUCCUCGGCGACGGAACGCACCCAGUAAUCGUUGCAGCUGGUUACAGCUCCGAUAUUCGGCAAUCCAUCCUCCAAAUCGACGGAACCCUAAACAUGCUCGGUGCCCAAAUCAUAGUCCCCUUUGUCGGAAAAGACGUCAGCAAGACGCCACUCAACGCUCCUCUAGUAAUCUACCUCGGCGUCACAGAUGCAGCCCUCUUCCGAAGACUCGCAGCCAUCAUCCCCGCUGCAGUAUCUACACUAGUAGGCGGCCUCGCCGUCCGACUAGGUAACUCGCUGCCUAGUAACGCAGCAUACCAAUCUGACAACGACGGUCUGUUCAGUUCGAACACGAAAUGGCAGAUCGUGGGUAAUCCCUUCAGUGGACUAGGUGUCAUUAUCGAAGCCCUCGAUUUACACUUUACUACUAACCCCACUCCGCCUGCAGCCCCCUCGUUCAAAACAUUGAAGAGUGUAAUCAAUCAGCCGUACCUACUCAAGGGACCUACUGGCAGCGCGACAGGCAAGUGUCAGCGCAAUACGUACUUUUUCAAUAACGCUACUGCGCAAGUUGUCUUUCGUUCUGGAAGGGUGAUAUUAGGGCCUGCGGCGAGCGGGGAUGGGAUCACGUCGGGUGUUGUGUCGGGUACUUUGCAGCAGGCUAGUAAGGACAAAGCGGGCACGUAUGAUGCUUUUAAAAUAAUAAAAUAA